GCGGCGGGGCCAUGGGGAACCUGUUCGGCCGCAAGCGGCGGAGCCGCGUCACGGAGCAGGACAAGGCCGUGCUGCAACUGAAACAGCAGCGGGAUAAACUGAAGCAGUAUCAGAAACGGAUAACUCUGAAUCUGGAAAGAGAGAGAUCUGUAGCCCGGCAGCUGCUGAGAGAUGGCAAGAAAGAAAAAGCCAAGUCAUUGCUAAAGAAGAAGCGCUACCAAGAGCAGCUGCUAGAUAAAACAGAAAACCAAAUCAGCAACCUGGAACGCAUGGUCCAGGAUAUUGAAUUCACCCAGAUUGAAAUGAAGGUGAUUGAAGGCCUGAAAAUUGGCAAUGAAUGUCUGAAUAAAAUGCAUGAGGUCAUGUCAGUAGAAGAAGUGGAAAGAAUAAUAGAUGAAACCCAAGAUGCUGUGGAAUAUCAAAAGCAAAUCGAUGAAAUGUUGGCUGGCAGCUUCACCGAAGAAGAUGAAGAUGCCAUUUUAGAAGAAUUAAAUGCCAUUACUCAGGAACAGCUCGAGCUCCCUGAAGUUCCCGCUGAGCCACUCCCGGAAAAGACCCCAGAAGCAUCACCUGUCAAGAUCAAGGCCAAGCCAGAACUGGUGGCAGCAUCUUAAUUCCACUCCUGGGGACAACCCCAAAGACUUCCAUCAUGGACCGUUUGGAAUCCCAGCAUGCUCUGGGAACAGGAAACACCUCCCUAGCAUCCCAGCUGCGCUGGGCGAAUGUGCUGGAGUGAGGUUUCCUGCGCAGGGCAGGGAAUCUCAGCAGAUUAUCGCUCUUGUAUCAAGAUUAUUUUCUAGUGCUUUCUUUUUGUAAUUUAAAUUCUAAACACACUCAGCUGCGCUGUCUCUGGAUUAAACAGUGACUUUAAAACUU
This is a messenger RNA of Emys orbicularis (European pond turtle), 876 nucleotides long. It is a transcript of the gene CHMP6, whose product is annotated as charged multivesicular body protein 6. The record is from RefSeq and is a predicted model, not a curated record. Gene Ontology annotation, biological process: late endosome to vacuole transport via multivesicular body sorting pathway; vesicle budding from membrane. Gene Ontology annotation, cellular component: ESCRT III complex; multivesicular body. Lineage: Eukaryota; Metazoa; Chordata; Testudines; Emydidae. Bases 12 to 614 code for a protein of 200 amino acids. The transcript has 8 exons.